AUGGCGGAAAACGGGGACAGUCUGCAGCCAUGGACGGUGGCCACGGUCAGUGCCGUGACCGUCCUGGCCUUUGUAGCUGUCUGUCUUCGCCUGCUGGCCCGGUUCGAGCGCAAGCAGAAGCUGUGGUGGGACGACUGGAUGAUUAUCUGGUCAAUGAUCUGGAACUUCGUCGUCGUGGGCUUCAUCUUCGCCAUGCACCACAACGGCAUGGGCCUGCAUGCUGAUACCCUCCAUCCGAACAACGUCGUCCUCAUCGCCAAGUUCCUGGUCGUCGCGGAGAUCCUGUACGCAUUCAACCUGGUCUGGACCAAGCUCAGCAUCCUCUUCUUCUACUACCGCAUCUUCCACCUGCCCUACUUCAAGCGCUGGGCCUACGCCAUCGCCAUCUUCGUCAUUGCCUGGGUGAUCUGCGUGACGUUCCUCUUCGUCUUCAUCUGCGUGCCCGUCGAGAAACUAUGGUACCCGCAGCUCCCAGGCCACUGCAUCAACCAGGUCGGGACGUGGAUCGCAAACGCAAUCUCAACCAUCGCCACCGACCUCGCAAUCCUCAUUCUCCCGCUGCCUCAGAUCUGGAAACUGCAGCUGCGCGCUGCCGAGAAAGUAGCCUUGACUUUUGCCUUUAGUCUUGGGUUCUUUGUUGUCUUUGCCUCCGCCUACCGCUUCAGCGUCCUCUUCUCCUACACAGCGCUCGACUCCUCCUACACCCUCGCUCCAACAGUCGGGUGGACGGCCAUCGAAAUGUCCGCCGGAAUCGUCUCUGCAUGUCUCCCCACCCUCCGGCCCGCAUUCGCCUUCUUCUUCCGCAUCCUGGGCCUGAGAUCCGUGAUGCCCUCGCUGCUACGAACCGGUCAAUCCCGGACAGCGUCGACGUCGAAACUCAACUCGAAUACGGCGGGCCAUAGCCGGAAUGGGGUGGGCGUGAGUGGUGGUGGUGGUGGUGGGUCUGCGUCGGCGCCGAGUAAUAUUGACCUGGUGCGUGCGAAUCGGCGCUCGUUUUAUCAUUUGCCGGAUGAUGAGAGUGAUUCGCUGGAUGAGCAGACCGGGGGUGAGGGCGGGCGGUUUCGGCCGGAGUAUGAUAGUAUGAAGACCAUGACUGUUGUGCGUGGGAGGGAGAGGGAGGAGAGGGAGGAGGAUAAUGAUCGGUGGCUGAGUAGGGGGAGAAAUGAUGUGCCUCUGCAGGGGAUUAGGGUUCAGACCGAGUUUACCCAGCGCGAGUCUUGA
Aspergillus puulaauensis is the source of this 1221-nucleotide messenger RNA. RefSeq lists its product as uncharacterized. NCBI's taxonomy places the organism in Eukaryota, Fungi, Ascomycota, Eurotiomycetes, Eurotiales, Aspergillaceae. The transcript has 3 exons. Bases 1 to 1221 code for a protein of 406 amino acids. The record is from RefSeq and is a predicted model, not a curated record.